AUGGAUGCGAGGAAAAGUAGAUCAUAGCAAAGACCAGUAAUUAAUAAUCCAUUGACAAAGGCAAACAUUGACAAAUUAUAAGAGCAAAGAAGUUAAAACAAUACUUCUUUAAGCAACUAGUUUGCGAGAAAUGUAAAGGCAAAUUUAGGCAGAGGCUAAAGUCUUGGCACCAGCACAAAGCCAUUGAUCUAGCAAAACUCUUAUGACAAAUGCAAAAAAAUGCUAAUAGAAUUGUUCGACACAAUUGACAGAGAAAGGUAAUUACACAUGAAAAUCAAAUAAAACUAUGUUGAAAAUAUCAAGAAUAUAAGAUACUAUUAAGCUCAAAUUAGAGAAGCGGAAGUUAGCAUUCUGAAAAUAAGGCAAGAAGAUUUAAUGAUGAUUAAUGAGGAUAGGUAGCAGCAAGAAAAAGCUAAGAAAAAAUUAAACUAUAAGAUUGAUCUAAAUGAAUUGCUCAAAGAUCAAAGAUCUAUUGAUCUUCAAGAAUACCAAUAAGAUUAUUAAUGCUAAGUAUCUUAGCUAAAUAGAAUUGAAUGUGAAGCAGAUUCCAUCAAAACUGAAUGUGAAUAGUUGGAUCUUGAAAUGGCUUAUAUAUAGAAAGAAAUAGAUGAAGAAAUGGGAUUAUUAGAUAAAUUUGAGAGGAAUGUUCUAAAUAUGGAAGUCAUUUCACAUAUUUUAAGUGAUAGGCCUUAAGUUUAAGUGGUAUUGCACGAUAAUUAAUUAAAGUUUGAAGCGGGUUACCUAUAAUUAAACAGAUAAAGUAUCAAUAAACUCUUUUCAAAUCCUAAUACCAACAAAGAGGGAAAUAAAAGCAAUCCCUUAGCAAUGUACAAACAAGAACAUUCGUUAAGUCUUACCCUUUUAAAAAAUCAAGCAGUGACCUUAGAUGAAGGUGAAAUUUUCGGAGACAUAAUAAAACUAAAGCCAGUUUUAUUUGUGGAAUUCAACAUUACGAACAUAGAUCAAAAUCAAAAUGAAAUGCUAGAGGCACUAUAAAUAUUAAGUAGUUUACAAGCCUUCAAACAGCAGAGAUCCGGCUCUUAAGCUAGAUAAUCUUCCCAAAAUUUUAGACCUUCUGGUGUAGUAAAGAUCCAAUCUAUCCCACUUUCAAGGCCUAAGGAUAUUCCAAGACCUUAGUAGAUAAUUCAGCCAGUAUUGUAGCAAUAGCAACAAACACCAUAAAUAUAAUAGCAAAAAUAGGAUUCAAUGGCUACUAGCAACAAUGUUAAUCUAGAAAAUAGAGACUUCGAGCCAUUUUCACCUUGGGAUAAUGGUCCAAGUAGUGAUAAGAGUCCUAGUAAUUUGGUACUAGGAAAGCCAAAUGAUACAUUUGAAUUGAUAUAGGAUAGAAAUUUUGAAACACUUCUCACAUAUGAUGACACUUCUACUCCGUGUAAGGAUGGCAGCGGCACUAUAAAUCUGGACUCAUUUGACAUAAUUGAUAAGGAAAAUGACUAGAAAUAAAUGAAUAAGAUAGUGGCAAUAUAAGAAGAGGAUAAGGAAUUUGAAGAGGAGAAAUCAACUCAUAGAAUUUUAAAAAAGAAGUAUUCCAAAAAUGUGUUUGGGAUUAAUACAUCUUAUUGCAGAUCAGAACUAGAACUUAUUCAGCAUGUUGUUAAUAUCAAUGGCUUCAUGGUAAUCAUUACUAUGCAUUCAUUCAUUGUAUAGGAAACAAGUUUGAUGAGUUAGAGUAAUUUAGUAUGGUUUGGGCUUGCUCUUUUACCCAAGGAUUAAUAAAUGAUAUAAAAUAAGCAGUUUUUUUACAACAGAUAUCCAGGAGUCGAUAUCUUAGCCAGAAAAAAGUUAUUUUGCUUAAUUACAAAUAGAAUGCGUCGAACAUUUUCUAAUGAAUUUAAAUUCUGCCCAAUUAGUUUCUAACUACCAGAGGAAACAGAUGCUCUUGAAGCAUAUAUGAAGAAGCAUCCAUCAUUCACAUUUAUUGCUAAGCCCUCAAAGGGAAAAGGUGGUGAAGGAAUAGUACUGAUUUCUAAAUUUAGCGAAGUACCUUCUUAAAGUUGGAAUUUCAAGCAGAAUGAUCUACUAGUUCAGAGAUACAUUAAAAAGCCUUUACUCCUUGAAAAUAAGAAAUUUGAUUUGAGAAUUUAUGUGCUUAUAAAAUCUUUUGAUCCAGUUGAAGCCUAUGUCUGUGACGAAGGAUUAGCAAGAUUUUGUACCUAGGACUACAAAACACCUACGAGAGAAAAUAUGAAGAAUUUAUAUAUGCACUUGACUAACUAUUCCCUAAAUAAAAACUCUGAAAAUUACAAGGCCCCAGAUGCUGAUUUCCUUGAAGAUGAUACUGGUUCCAAGAGACUCAUAAGUACUUUAUGGAAAUAACUGGCGGCUGAGGGACAUGAUAUCGAUAUGAUAAAUAAUAAGAUCAAGGAUACUAUUAAAAAAGCAGUAAUUACUCUUGAGCCUUAUCUGUUGCAUUUCUAUCAUACCCAGAUAUCAUUUGAUCAUUCUGACUCAAAAUGCUUUCAUCUAGUUGGAUUUGACAUUUUACUAGAUUCCAAGCUAAACGCUUGGCUAAUGGAGAUCAAUGCUAAUCCAAGUUUCAACAUGUUUUUGGAAAGAGAUCUACCAAAUGGUGAAGUGGAGAAGACUGUUUCAGAGUUGGAUAAAUACGUCAAGGGACAAGUAGUAACAGAAGCUAUCAGAAUAGUCACUGUAAGAUUAAUGUCAUAACUUAUUGAUGUUUAGGGAUAAGGAACCACUGAGUAUCAGGGACUUUUCAAGUAAAUUCUUCCAGACUAGUCUAUGAAUGAUUUCUAUGUCUGGAAUAAAGCUUAAACUCUGUUUGAGUUUAUGACAGGCUCUAGAAACAUUGAGUUUCUAACUCUUUCCUAGUUUUAAAAGCUGCAUAAAGUUCAAGGUUUAUAUAAGAAUCAAACAAUAAUGAAAGCAGAUUUUGAUAUUGUUUACAAGAAUGUUAUUCGUAAGUCUGAAACAAAUCAAAUGGAUUUCUACAUAUUCUUAGAUUCAAUUGAAAUUAUUGCCUCAAAAGCAUUUAAAAAUGAACCCCUUUCUGAGAGCAUAUCUUCAGUAUUAGAAAUGGCUAUAGAGUAUUUCGAAGGAAUAUAAAAAUGA
Molecule: messenger RNA, 3090 nt
Organism: Stylonychia lemnae
Lineage: Eukaryota; Ciliophora; Spirotrichea; Sporadotrichida; Oxytrichidae
Source: the annotation of a GenBank genome assembly